Messenger RNA from Papilio xuthus (Asian swallowtail), 1661 nucleotides. It is a transcript of the gene bru3, whose product is annotated as CUGBP Elav-like family member bruno 3. The record is from RefSeq and is a predicted model, not a curated record. Gene Ontology annotation, molecular function: RNA binding. Lineage: Eukaryota; Metazoa; Arthropoda; Insecta; Lepidoptera; Papilionidae. The transcript has 15 exons. Bases 7 to 1434 code for a protein of 475 amino acids.
UCAACGAUGUCUUUGAUUUGCGGAGAGGCCGCCGGCCCCCUUCUAUCAGAGCCCAUCUUAAGUUUAUACAAAUCACCCAUGUCAGAUCGGCCACGUCCUUCGGUAAGGAAGAAUGCCAUCGGCAAGAGGAAAAACAAACGCUACAUAAGCAAAGCUGAGGGAUGUGCGUUUCUCACAUACUUCAAUCCAGAAAGCGCGUCAAACGCACAAACAGCGCUACAUGAAAAACGGACACUACCUGGGAUGAACCGAGCAAUACAAGUGAAGCCGGCGGACAGCGAAAAUAGAGGAGAUCGGAAGCUGUUCGUUGGAAUGCUCAGCAAACAGCAGACGGAGGACGAUGUCCGGCAGUUGUUCACGCCGUACGGCACUAUAGAAGAGUGCUCCAUACUGCGUGGACCUGACGGCGCGAGUAAAGGCUGUGCAUUCGUUAAGUUCAGCUCACAUCAAGAGGCGCAGGCAGCAAUCACCAGCCUGCACGGGAGUCAAACUAUGCCGGGUGCCUCCUCGAGCUUGGUGGUGAAGUUCGCGGACACUGAAAAAGAGCGUCAGCUUCGUCGCAUGCAGCAGAUGGCUGGCAACAUGAGCCUGCUCAAUCCUUUCGUCUUCAACCAGUUCGGCGCGUACGGCACCUACGCGCAAGUCAUCACUGAGCAGUUUGAAAUCCCACAGCAACAAGCAGCGCUGAUGGUGGCGGCGACGGCGCAAGGCUACCUCAGCCCCAUGAGCCUCGCCUCGCACGCGCUCAACGGCAUGCCAAACUCGGUCGUGCCUCCCGCCUCCGAGAACUUCUCCGGUCUGGCGAUAGGCACAGGCGGCGGGCAGCCGCUGAGCGGCGCCCUGCCGUCUCUGCCCUCGCCCACCAUGCCUGGCUUCAGCAUGGCUGCGCAGACCAACGGCCAGCCACCACCGCAGGAUGCCGUUUACACCAACGGCAUCCACCAGACGUUCACUGGACCUGUCCCAGUGACGGCACAGGGCCUGGCCAAUGGCGAAGCCGCGGCGCUGCAGCACGCCGCUUUCUCCGGCAUGCAGCCCUUCCCCGGCGUCGCUUACCCAGCGGUUUAUGGGCAGUUUCCGCAGCCUAUUCCACCUCCGAUGUCCACCAUAGCACCAGCGCAGAGAGAAGAUUUUCUUAUGUUCCCAGGAUGUUCCAUCUCAGGGCCUGAGGGCUGCAAUCUUUUCAUCUACCACCUGCCGCAGGAGUUUGGUGAUGCGGAACUGAUGCAGAUGUUUCUGCCGUUCGGGAACGUAAUCAGUAGCAAGGUGUUUAUCGAUCGUGCCACCAAUCAGAGCAAAUGCUUCGGAUUCGUAUCUUUCGACAACCCAGCAUCUGCCCAGGCUGCUAUCCAGGCAAUGAAUGGGUUUCAAAUUGGGAUGAAACGACUAAAGGUCCAGCUGAAGAGACCCAAGGACGCCAAUCGGCCUUACUAACCCAAAACGCCGUCCCUGCGCGCUUAUGUCGUGCCCAUGGCGGCGGCGGCGGCGGCGGCCGGAAUGUUCCUCUCGCCAGAGGCGCUCUUGUUCGCGUUCUAUCAACAAUUCCAAGGAAUUUAAUACACUUAACAUAGUAUAGUAAAUAUCAUUACCUACAGUACUAACCUAAACCUAUGCAAGCCCACUCGGCUAAUAUAUUAACUUAGUUAAAUGUAAUUUAUCGA